UAGAGCGCCUUUGCACCGACUGUGAACUUGCGUCUAAUACUUCCCUUCAUCUCUUCUCUUCGUGUCACGGAUCUAUGCAAUAUCAGUCCUCUUCCAUAGAUAAUUCUGGGGAGCGACCAUGGGGGCAAAUCAGCUGGACGGGAGCGACUUUAGCAGUAGAGCAAACAAUCAACAUGAACUGCCUCAUUGUUUUCCGACAAGUAGUCGGAGCAGAUGUGAAAUGCUACUUAAUCUUCUCUAAAACCCAUAAAUUCGGUUUUCUCUGCGAUGGAAGCAUCAAGUUGAAAGUGGGACACUGGGCUAGAUUACAGUAUGUAGGAACCGAUUUUCGCCCUGGCCAAGUCCUAGACAGUCGCUCGUUACGACUCAUCGGUUACAUUGCUUCCCCUCUCUUCAUUGUUACGAGAAAGUACAAAAUUCGUGAGGAACCAGAAGAGUUUGCUGAGUUUGUGGUCAUUUUGGUGCUACGAGCAAAUAUACAUAAUCAUAAUGGAAUGCUGUUCAUCGAAUCUGCCGACGUAGGCACUAUCAAAGUGGAUACGCAGUGGACACCAAAUUUUGCAAUACCUUCGCAGUUUCCCAAAGGAGCAGUAGUCGAAAUUGAGUUUGUGAAAGAUUCUUGGUAUUUGCGUAAGCUCCAUGGUAAUUGGCACGACGGUUUUGAUUUGCGGAGGCUUGACUCACCAUUUAUUACACCUGGCUACACUGUGGAAGAAAUGGAAAAGUUUUACCGAAAGCGGUUGGCACAUGGUCUUGAAACAUGCGAGGAACGUUUUCCUCAACGUCCGCACUCAACUCAUGAGCAGCAGCCGUCUCACUCUAUGAAUCGGGCAGAGAAUCGGAAUCGCGAACGACACCAUUGUCGUUCUGUUAUCGACAGUGUGGACAAUGACAGAUGGUUGGCACAACGGCAGUUCGCAUCCCACAAUCGGGAUUUUGUCAGCGAUGAAAGUAAGGGACGCGAUAUCAUUGUAAACGAUCGUCGCAGAGAUGCAGUUGAAAAUCGCCCUUCUGCUGCGUUCGCACAGAAAUCACGUUACGAGAAUAGUACUAGCAUGCAUCAUGUGCCAAGAACAGCAGCCAUGGAGAAAUCGAGAAUGGAUAGUAAAAAAGUGGAGGAGCUUAACAAACGCAUGACUUACGUCUUUGAGAUGCCAGAUGAUCCAAGCUCUCAUAAACAAACUCAUGACGACUACUACUAUGACUCGUCAAAGGAGGAAGAACUUUUGUUGCAGCCCAAAUCCAUGAACAUCGCUGUAGAGCGAUGGACUCCCCCAGUCGUACAGCCAAAUCAUGAGACUAUUGUGGACUUAAGCGAUGAGAGACCAAGCGGAAGGGAUCGCAUCCCUGCUUGGUGCUGCAUAGUAACUAUCCGAAACGACCACGUCAUUUGCUACGCACCUAUCACAGGAAUUCACAAGAUUGUUAUUCCAGCCGAUCUUAUGGAGAGAACAUCGUUUAUAAGAGAUUGGCAAAAAUUACUGAAGCUGGGGCAGUGGAUUAACGUCACGUGCGAACCGCGUUCCAAAAGGGAGUACGACGAAUUUCGGAUACCGCACUUUUCGCAUAUAGCUGUAGAAGUGUGCACUAAACCAGAGAAACGGCCACCCAUCGAGAACUGGGAACAACGAGUGAUUCAUGGUUUGUUCCAGUUCCGCGUCUACUGUGAUCUGAGAGUUGUUGGUAAUGUUCAACGAGUUCAAGCUGGAAAUGAGAAGUAUAUGAGACUUUCAUGUCGUCAUCUUAUCCCGGUUCUAGUCCCACAUGAACGACUGGAUGAUAUACUUGAUAAUCAGCUCACUGCACCCAGAACCAUAAAGUUUUGGGCCACUAGGAAAAAACGAGUUUUGGAUUGCGAUUUGUUUCUCAUAGACUGCGAGGAUAUUGAAGAGGAAUAAGUUUAUCUUGUCUACCCAUCUUGCCUACAUAAGUAUCGAUGCAAAUGCCUUGCAUGAUUAUGCGUUACUUUUAUUGUUAUCAUCUUAUGCAACAGUGCUUUCUCUUUCCUUGUUAUCAAAUUUGGUUGAAGCAUCUUCUAUGUUUUCGACUAAUCUUCCAUUUAUUGGUGAACAUAACAUGUUAUUUAUUGUGUUAAUAUCCCAUCAUUGGAAGUUGUUGCAUCAGUAUCACUUCUGACCAGUGUCAAUCAUGGAGGUGGCACUCCACACCUGGGGAGUUUAUAAGGACCCAAAUGGAUGGAUGUCGCAAUUGUGGUU
Cylicocyclus nassatus is the source of this 2216-nucleotide messenger RNA. The record is from the annotation of a GenBank genome assembly. Lineage: Eukaryota; Metazoa; Nematoda; Chromadorea; Rhabditida; Strongylidae.